Hippoglossus stenolepis (Pacific halibut) is the source of this 5917-nucleotide messenger RNA. It is a transcript of the gene scaf1, whose product is annotated as SR-related CTD-associated factor 1. The transcript is spliced from 6 exons. Gene Ontology annotation, molecular function: RNA polymerase II C-terminal domain binding. The record is from RefSeq and is a predicted model, not a curated record. Bases 316 to 4401 code for a protein of 1361 amino acids. Lineage: Eukaryota; Metazoa; Chordata; Actinopteri; Pleuronectiformes; Pleuronectidae.
GAAGAAGAAUAGUAAGAAGCAGAAGAAGAAGCAGAAGAAGAAGAAAAUAAAGGGGGAAAAAAGAUGGUGGCGUUUGAUGGAUUGGUGCUGCUAAUGUACCUAUUAAACGCUACUAAAAGUAGUUGAUGUGGUGUCUAAACGAUCGGUAAAAGUCUCGGGAAGAAACAGCAGCAAAUUAAAAACCCAUCAACUAGAGAUCGUCGGGCUGGUCUUGAAGGUUUUCUCCUGGAUUGUGUUUUUCCCACGUGGGCCUUGCUCAUCACUUCCGCCUCAGGUCCAACUGUCUGACCUCUGCACCAUCACUUUACCUGGCCCAUGGACUUGACUCCGGCACCAGGCUUCAAAAAGAGGGCUGCUGCCUCAUCUUCCCGACGUAAAGUUGGAGAGAUUACCAGGAGCCCUCCUCCCUGCUCUCCCUCCUUAUCUCUUUCUUCUCCUUCAUCUGAUCCAUCGUCACCCUUGUCUACAUCCUCCUCUGUCGGCGCCAGCUCAUCAGUUUAUCAGAAACAUGUAAAAGGUCAGACCCAGCAGACAGAGGUGUCCUCCACUUCUGUCUCUCAAGCAGCGCAAUCUCUCUCCACUGCUAAACCCAACACCAUCUGCAUGGAUUUCUGCCUUCACACUUUGAUACAGCCAAGUCAAGAUUGUGAAGAAAAGGACAAGAAAGGGGAGAUGUAUGAUCCUUUCCACCCAACUGAGGGAGACAAGGAGGUAAGGAUGAAGGGGGAGGGUGGAGAAGGGGAGAAAUAUGACCCCUUUGACCCCACUGGUUCCCCUGCAUCAGACACAUAUAAUGGGAGUGACAAAGUUGGGGGAGGGGAGAACGUGGAUGAGAGAGGAGAUGAGAAAGAGGAAGAAUACCCAGAUUCUACUGACACUUUGACUGAUCUGCUAAGCCCCUGUCUGGUCGCCAAGCUCCCUUUGGGGAGUAAAGUGGACUGUAGCACUAUCAAACCUGGAGGGCAGAGUGCUGACUCUGAUCACUCGGAGAUAGAAGAGGGGGAGAUAGUUGGGGCUGCAGAAAGAAAUCAAAGCAGCAAGAGAGCAGAAAGAGAAAUUCUCCCUUUGAAUUCUCCCACCGUCUCCUUUUUUGGUCCAAAGCCAGAGCGAAUCCUCCGGGUGCUGGAUGGGGAUGGCUUUGUGUCUUUGUGUGCAGAGGGCAGCUGGGAGAUGGACAGGGAACCUGAGGAAGAGCCUGUGGUGGGAGUGGAGGACCUUAGAAGGAAGUUGGUCAGUAGGCGGAAGGAAAGAUAUUUGUCCUUUCCCACUUCUUCCCCCCUUUCUCCUCAGCCACCACCUCCUUCCUCCCAUCUGCCAGCUUCUACAUCCUCUUCACCUCUCACACCUCCUACAGAGCAAGAUAGCAAGAAGCACAAGUCCUCCAAAAGUUCCAAGGACAGAGAAGGACUAAAAAGCAAGGAUAGGAAAGCUGGGGAGAAGGAGGAGAGACGAAAGAAAAAAAGGAAGGAAAAAGUGGGAGGGGAGGAGAGGAGCAAGGAAAAGGAGCAAGGCCACAAGACUGGAAAGGAGGUUAAGGGAUUGAGGAGCAGCAGCCAUAAGAGGAAGAAAAGACAGCACAACAGCCCAGAGACUUUACGAAGCUGCAACUUGGACAGAGGGGGCGACAUAAGGCACUCUUUAUCAAGCCUAUCUCAAGAAAUACAUCAAGAGAGGUUUAAAGAUAAAGAGGGAGAUAUAGAUAAAGAUAUGGACAGAAAUACAAAGCAAGGAAGAGGGAGGGAGAGGCAUAAAGAGAGGGAACAAAAUCGCACAAGUAGCCAUAGAAGAGAUGAAAGAGAUCGAGAUUGUAGCUCAAGAAAGGAAAGGGAAAGGAAGGAAAUACACAAUUCAAGUAGCAGAGAGAGAUGCAUUUCAAAGAGGUCCAAAAGAAGCAGGGAAAAGAAGGAAGGUGAUAGAGAUAGGCAGCGCGAGAGGGACUGGCUGCGGGAUGGUCGUCCUGUUGUCCCACCAUCUAUUCAAGACCUUAAUGGAUCUGACCUCUUUGCUAUCAAGAGGACCAUCACAGUCACCACUACCACCACCACCACCACUGUACCCGGCUCUCCAAGACUUGCCCCAACCUCCCCCUGUUGGCCCAAACAAGACCCUGACAAGCCUCACAAGAGGAAAAAGAAGAGAAAAUGGCACUCGACUGGAGAGGUGGAGGACAGGGGAUGUUGUCGCAGCCGAUCACGGUCAUUCUCACCUCCAAAGUAUCGCAGCUUUGAGUCAGACCGCUAUUCAGAAAAAUUUGAGAUUGACGUGUUGUCUUUGGAUGGUGAGGCUUUGGACUCAGACUAUCCAUCUUUGGAGGAUACACCUCCUGCUGCCCUUGUGCCAGAACCACCUGUCCUCAGCCCCAAAACUAAGAUUACCUUAAAGACUGAACGACAUCAUCAGGGAAAGAAAUCUCGCACAUUAAAGAAAAUUGGCCAACCUAAAUCCUCCUUUUCCAGUAGAAUCAAAAACAAAUGCCUCUCCUCACUGAUGGUCACUUCAGGCUCUCCCUCUGUCUCAUCUGGGCUUCCCUCAGCAAAGCAAGCCAAGAAAUUGGGAAAGGACAAAGAUCGGGACAAAUGCAGUAGAAAGGAUUUGGGUCGCUCUGGCAAGUCCAACAAAGAAAGUGGUGGCAGUCGGAAAGGGAAGCUUCAGUCCAAAGUUUCUGUGUUGGUGCGUGAGGGCGUGAGCAGCACCACAGGUACUUCAGUUGGCUCUGGAAAACUAGGCAUGGACCUUCUAGGGCCAGGAGUUACAGGUGGGGGUUCUGGGGGCUCUGUGGUGGGUGGCUCCAUUGCCGUAGUCUUCUGCAGGGACAAUGAGAGCAGAUCUCCAUUUCUCAAACCCUGCUCAGAGCUGCCAUCUCUCAGUGGUCGAAGUAAAGAUCUGUCCAGCAUGGGUAAGAGAAACAGCCUGGCUGUAACACCAGCGUCCUUAAGUAGUUCUGCAGGACUAAAAUCCAAGAAAACAAAACCCAGCUCCAUCACAUCCACUUCCUCCUCCUCUGCCUCCUCCCCCUCAUCUCUUGUAACCAAGCACUGCCGUCGCCUGGCCAAGAAGACUAGAGAUAAAGGUGGAGCUGCAGUAUUAACUGCAGCUUGCAGCCAAGCAAAUACCACAGCUGAGGGCUGGGGUGGGGCGUCUUUAGAUGUUCAGUCUGCUGUUGGAAAUGGGAACAAGUCAGUCAGCCCACAUACUGACCAAGUUGGCCUUCCACCCUGUUCUUCGUCCUCUUCCUCCACCAGUGUGCUCCCACCCUCCUCCUCUCCACAACAAACACCUCCACUCUCUUUGGCUCCUUUGCAGGACACCGGGGGUUCUUCUCCAGACUCUCAGACUGUUGACAGUAGCUGUAAGACUCCAGACCCUUCUUUCCUAGCUGACAACUGUCCAACUCAGACCAGCCCCACACUCCCAACGUCCAGUCCACCCAGUCUGUCUGCACCGCAGGGAGCUGGCCUCAGUAUCACCUUGUCUACACCCAUGGCCAAACCGCCUCCUCUAGAUGAUGCUCCCAAUACUCUGGUCUCACCUUCAUGCUCAUCCUCUUCGGCAGGCUGUGGUCUCACUUCCCUUUCUCUGCCUCUGUCUUCAUCAGACCCCUCCUCCUCCUCUGUAUCCUCUUCAUCUGCAAAUAAGCCUCCUCUUCCUCCCCCUCCAGCAGCACAUGCCCUCCCCUGGAGUCUGCAGACUGGAGUGGACUGCACCACUGGAGGAGUUUUGGCAUUGACUGCUCUGCUCUUUAAAAUGGAGGAGGCCAAUAUCGCCAGUAGAGCCAAAGCACAAGAGUUCAUUCAAGCAACCAACCAGAUCCUCUCACAGGCCAAUCAGAGCCAGUCACAGCAGCAUGGUCCUCCCUCCUCUGCAGCUGCCUCCUCACAGAUUCCUCCCCCUCCCUCUGUUCCUCCCCCCCCUGAGCUGAGCCCAGCCCAGUUCAUACUCCACAGCUCCCUUCCAUUGGUUGGCUGUUCCAAAACUCCACCCUCUCACCUACACCCCUCAGGUGGUGGAUGUAUUCAGACUCCACCCUCCAUUAUGCCUUUGGGGUUGUCAGGAGUGACUGGGACCUCUGGUGACACUGGAUGGGACAAUGGGAGCAAAGACCCUGAUAAGUACCUGAAGAAACUGCAUACCCAGGAGAGGGCAGUGGAGGAGGUGAAGCUCGCCAUAAAACCUUACUAUCAGCGCAAAGACAUCAACAAGGACGAAUACAAAGACAUCCUAAGGAAAGCUGUGCAUAAGAUCUGCCACAGCCGCACAGGAGAAAUCAAUCCAGUCAAAGUCAGCAACCUUGUAAAGCUAUACGUCCAGCGCUACAAAUAUUUUCGUAAACAUGGACGCAAAAUGGAUGACGAAGAGAGAAUUGACAGGGAGCCUGGAGCACUACAGUCCUCUGACUAUUAGCAGACUUUUAAAAAAUGGUCCUCCACACCGCCUUCUGCUCAAGACCUGUGCCAUCCACUGAUGAUCCACAGUUUUUGUUGAUAUUUGUAUUGCUUUUGUAGCCCACCUUGUUAAUGCUUUCAUGUGGUCUUAAGCUGGGCAUACACUGUGCGAUUUGAGCCCGAUUUUGAAGCAAUUUCUGAGACGCGUCUCAUUUUAGAGUCAGACCGGUUUUUCAGCUUCGUCGUGCCUCCUUUUUGCCUUGCAGUGUACAAUGUCAGAAACUUUGGUUGGCCGUUGUCAGGCUCUGUUGGGUUUAUUCUUUGAUAUAAUUUCAGAGUACACUGAAAUACACUAUAGCCAUUUAUAGACAUGAACUCCAGAUAAUGUCUGGACAAUAAGGUUUGGACUUUUCUGGAGUUUGCCUUUCAUAUAUGAAGAACAGAGUGAGAGAUUCUCCGGUCAGACCUGUUCAUGGUCAACAGAAAAAUCUCAACAGAACGCUCUCUUAAGCGUUCAGGUAUGAGCCCGAUUUUUACGCAGUUUCUUAAGUCGCGCAUCUCAUUUUAGAGUCAGACCAGUUUUCAGUUUGGUCGUGCGUCGUUUGCCUUGCAGUGUAUGGGGGGUGCAAGGGGCGAUCAACGGAUACAUUUUUUACAUGUCCGAAACUUUGGUUGGCCGUCAUCAGGUUCUGUAGAAGCAUAGUCACGAGUCGAUUCCACUAAAAUCUGCACAUUUUCCCUCACUGUGUCUGCACAAAAUGGCAUAACACAAUUGUAAGAAAUGUAGUUGAUGGCUAGAAGUAAUUGCACAGCAAGAAAGAAAGUUGCACUGUGUAUGCCCAGCUUUGUGGAAAUCUCUUCCCUUAUGUCUCUGAUCUCGCUGUAAAUAUAUCUCACUUGCAAGAUGUAAUAUGUUGAAGAAGUGGACGCUGUCAUGUGCACCUGUUAACCUGUUCUAAAGUAUUCCAGUACACCAACCCUGCAAUAAAAUACCACCAUUGUGAAGUGCAUAGAAUUUGACUGUGUCCAUUAUAAGCUUUAUAUUGGUGGUACUAAUCCCAGGGCUCUUAAUUAUUAUAUAUUUUUUUUAAAGCAGCAUUUGAUUAGGUGUUAAUGGUUGUUUGUCCUCCCCAUCCCAAUGUGUAUCAGAAUUCAAGCUGAGAGAAGAUGUAAUACCCAGACGCGCACAUUCAAAUAUAUUAUAUAUUGUACCUUAUAUAACGGUACACCCGGCACACUUGCACAUACCCCACCCCAUCUCUGAGUCUUUGUGGACCGUAUGCAAGUUAGAGUUGGCCAAUUUAAUGAACACAAAGACACUUGACCUCUCAGUUUUUUGAUUAUGCCGUCUGUGUUGUGUGCAUGUGUUACUAAGGUUGCUAAAUCUCUUUAUAAAAUGACUUUACAAACAAAACAUACAUGUUGCUUGAAAACCUGUUCAAAGUAGAGUGGUCUUAUUGAUUUGUUUGUUAUGUGUCCAUUAUGUGUCCUGCAUCCAUUUUGAAAUAAAAUCCCUAGACCUGAUAAAUAGCCAA